AUGGCGCCAUCACUACUCGAGAUCAUCGAGACACUGCCGACGGGCGACACAUGGGGUCCUCCUACUACCACCGAGACGACCUUGAAUGGCGUUCCGUACGCCCCAUUCUCCAAGGGCGACAAGCUGGGUCGCAUGGCGGACUGGACUGCCGAAGGCAAGGAGCGUGAACGAGGAGGCCGGCAACAGUAUCAGUCACGGUAUAGAGACCAAAUCUACGGCGCUGGCGGACCCGGUGGCCUGCAGACGGUGUUCAACAUCGAGGGCCAAAACGAGGAAAACACCUUCUCGCUUGUGGACCGCUCCACACAAUCGACCCGAGGCCGUGGCUUUGGUGGCCGAGGCAGCGCGGUCUUCAGAGGCAGGGGCCAACGAGGACAACAGAACCAGCGCGGCGGCAGAGGGACGUUCCAGCGAGUUGGUGGACGAGGUGGCCAGCAGGGGUACGAUCCGCGUGGUGGUCGCGGCGGCAGAGGCGGGAGGAGGUUCGGCUGGAAAGAUUACGACAAGCCACAGCGAAACCGAGAAGCGUCCGUACAACCAAAGGAUACCUGGCGCAUGCUUGAGGAGAUUGACUUCAACCGUCUCUCCAAGCUCAACCUGGACACUGGCGAAGGCGAGGAUCUGGAUGACUACGGCUUCCUGCACUACUACGACCGCUCCUUCGACAAGCAGCCGGGGGCUGCAACCUCUGUGCGCAAGCUCCAGAUGCUGGACCGCGCGGCAUACAAUGUCAGCACCUCGUCAGACCCGGUCAUCCAAGAACUUGCGGAGAAAGAUGAGGCUACCAUCUUUGCCACCGACAACAUUCUUUCCAUGCUCAUGUGCUCUCCUCGUAGCGUGUACAGCUGGGACAUCGUCAUCUUGAAGCAAGGCAACAAGAUCUACAUUGACAAGCGCGACGGCUCUUCCAUCGACAUGGUUACGGUCAACGAGAAUGCCGCCGAUGCUCCGCUCGAGAUCAGCGAAGGCAACAAAGACCAGAUUAACAGUCCCGGCGCGCUCAAGGAAGAAGCUACGCACAUCAACAACGUCUUCCCGUCGCAAGUCGUGAUUGAGAGCGAGACCGGCAAGCAUGAGAUGAACAAUGAGCAUCCCUUCUACAACCCCGAGCAGGAGACCGAUCCGCCAGCUUCGAAAGCCUACAAAUACCGUCGCUUCGAUCUCUCUCUCGAAGCCGAUGCAGAGCCCUUGCACCUCGUUGUGCGCUCAGAGUUGGAUGCUGUCGUCAAGAACAACAUCAGCGGAGAAGACCAGUUCCUCACCAUCAAAGCUCUCAACGAGUUCGACAACAAGGCUCAGGGCUCCGGAGGCGCGCUCGACUGGCGCACCAAGCUGGCUAGUCAGAGGGGUGCAGUGGUUGCUACCGAGAUGAAAAACAACUCCUGCAAGCUCGCGCGAUGGACCGUACAAGCCAUCCUCGCGAAGGCCGAUCUGAUGAAGCUUGGCUUCAUCUCUCGUGCCACGCCGAAGAACACAUCUGACCACGUCAUCCUCGGCGUGCUCGGGUAUAAGCCACGCGAGUUUGCGUCGCAGAUGAACCUCAACCUCAACAACGGAUGGGCCAUCGUGCGUACGUUCGUCGACAUGGUGAUGAAGGCGGAGGCGACAGAGGGCAAGUUCGUCCUGGUCAAGGAUCCGAACAAGCCUACGAUCCGUCUGUAUCAGGUUCCGAUGAGCACUUUCGAGGAGGACGAAGGGGAGGAUGAUGGCAUUGGUAUGGGAAAGGUUGAUGAGGAUGGGGAGCAGGAGUAA
This is a messenger RNA of Saxophila tyrrhenica, 1752 nucleotides long. RefSeq lists its product as uncharacterized. The transcript has 2 exons. The record is from RefSeq and is a predicted model, not a curated record. Gene Ontology annotation, biological process: translational initiation. Gene Ontology annotation, molecular function: translation initiation factor activity. Gene Ontology annotation, cellular component: eukaryotic translation initiation factor 3 complex; cytoplasm. The coding region runs from base 1 to 1752 and encodes 583 amino acids. NCBI's taxonomy places the organism in Eukaryota, Fungi, Ascomycota, Dothideomycetes, Mycosphaerellales, Extremaceae.